AUGGGGGAAGUAAUCGUCCAAGCAUCCAGGCCCUUACCGCCACUGGGAGCCAGCGAUAAGGUCGACAACAUUGCAGACACCGACAGCCAAGUGUCGUCCGAAGCACCCGUUCCGAUCUUAGAACCUGCUCCUCGUCACUCGAGCGCGAGUCCUCCCGAUGCACACACUGAGGAUGGCACCACAUAUGUUUACCUGACCUUUGACACUCACAUCCCAUUCGAUGAGUUCUCGUCUGGCACGUCCUCAAUACCUCCGCCAAAUCUCAAAAAAUAUGAAUCACCACUCACCUGGUCCGCCACGCAUAAGACCAUUAUCUUGAUAUUGUCAUGUGGCUGUACCUUUCUUGCUGCGUACAGUGCGGGUUCCUAUUCGAUUGCUGCGGGGCCUCAGCGCGAGAAAUGGCACCUGUCUGGGGUCGCCUUCGAAACCGGUGUCACGACAUGGGCGACAGGCUUCGCGGUGUCUCCAAUGUUUCUUGCGCCAUUUUCAGAAAUCAAUGGUCGGCGGCCUGUCUUCAUUGGUUCCGCGGUCAUGUUCCUGGCGGGACUGAUUGCUUGUGCGACCACCCCGUCUUUCAGUGGCAUGCUGGUGGCUCGAUUCUUCGUCGGGGCCGGGGCCAGCACCUUUGCGACUAUGGUUGGGGGUGUCAUGUCUGACUUGUACCAUGCUGAACAUCGGAACACGCCAAUGGCCAUAUACAGUGGCGCCGCACUCGCAGGCACUGGUAUGGGGCCGCUCCUAUCCGGUUUUAUUGUUGGUCGCGCCAGCUUUCGCUGGGUCUAUUAUCACCAGAUCAUAUCACUGGCGAUCAUGCUGGUCGUGGUGUAUCUUUUCUUCAAGGAGACGCGCGGUUCAGUGCUGCUCAGCCGCCGGGCCAAGGUAUUGAAUGCGUACCUCGAUGAGAUCGAAAAUGAGUCGGCCAACACGUCUGAUGAGAAGCAAAGCGACCGAGUCCGCGUCCGUUACAGAGUUGCAGCGGAUGAGAGUCGAACCUCGAUUGGCCGCAUGUUGUACCUGUCACUGACCAUCCCUUUCAAGCUGCUCACCACAGAACCCGUCGUGUUCUUCUUUUCACUGUGGGUCGCCUUUGCCUGGGCCCUGCUGUACAUGACAUUCUCUGUUAUCCCCUUGGUGUUUCAAACCCGCCACAAUUUCAACGUCGAGCAGAGUGGAGGAGUCUUUGCUGCCAUUUCCAUUGGGUCCGUCCUGGCGACCGUGUUGUCGAUAUACCAGGAGAAGCUGGCAAAGAGGAGAUGGCCCAAACUCAACAGCAGUCCGGAAGGAAGACUGUACUUCCCCUGUCUUGAGGGGGCGCUUCUGCCGAUUGGCCUGUUCUGGUUCGGAUGGACGACGUAUUCCUCUAUCCCUUGGAUAUCACCAGUCCUCGCCAUUGGGUGUGCACAGAUGGGUAUCUUUGUCAUUUACCUCGCGGUCUUCAACUAUCUGGCCGACGUCUACCACCGUUACGCGUCGUCGGCACUGGCGGCCCAGAGCUUCAUGCGAAAUAUCUUUGCGGCGGUCUUCCCGCUCUUCACGAACCAGAUGUUCACCAAUCUGGAUUACCCACCCGCUGCCAGUCUGUUGGGAGGCAUUGCCGCUCUGUUGACGUUGGUGCCCUGGGUGCUGCUCUUCAACGGUGAGAAGAUUCGUGCGCGCAGUAGAAUUGCGAGAGAGAUCAUGUCGACGCAAGGAUCUUGA
Fonsecaea erecta is the source of this 1698-nucleotide messenger RNA. RefSeq lists its product as hypothetical. Gene Ontology annotation, molecular function: transmembrane transporter activity. Lineage: Eukaryota; Fungi; Ascomycota; Eurotiomycetes; Chaetothyriales; Herpotrichiellaceae. The transcript has a single exon. The record is from RefSeq and is a predicted model, not a curated record. Gene Ontology annotation, biological process: transmembrane transport. Bases 1 to 1698 code for a protein of 565 amino acids.